GCUAAGACACUGGGGCUCCAAGGGGCAACGCCCACCCCUGUAAUUACUUUUUUCGGGCUGCACGCCAACACCACCUCCCACAAGGCGGCACCAAGGAGUCUGACAACCAUAGAGUUUCACACCUCUUUCCUCCCUGGUAAUAGUCAGCUAAGCAAAGGUUGAGAGGGGCGUCCGGGUCGUUGGGGGAGAUAGAGCGGCCCUCCUGCCUUCGGGCUGUCUUCGGCUUCAAGCGCUUGCGCGGAUCGCGGCGGGGUCGGCUUCUGCUUCAGAAAUGGCGGCCUCCAUGAUUUUCAGCCGGCUCUCCGCUGCCCCGGUGCUGAGGAGCCACGGGCCCCAGACAGCGUUGCAGGCGGCCGCCAAGGUGUUGGGAAGUUCUGGACUGUUUAACAACCAAGUCUUCCAGCUGCAGCAUCAACAGCAGAGGAAACUCUCAUUACAUGAAUACCUGAGCAUGGAAUUGUUGCGAGAAGCUGGCAUCGCUAUUCCUAAGGGACAAGUGGCAAAAUCACCAGAUGAAGCUUAUGCAGUUGCCAAAAAAUUAGGUUCUAAUGACAUCGUGAUAAAGGCACAAGUUUUAGCUGGCGGUAGAGGAAAAGGAACAUUUGAGAGUGGCCUCAAAGGUGGAGUGAAGAUAGUUUUUUCUCCAGAAGAAGCAAAAGCCGUUUCUGCACAAAUGAUUGGGAAGAAGCUAUUUACCAAGCAAACAGGAGAAAAGGGCAGAAUAUGCAAUAAUGUGUUAGUCUGUGAGCGCAGAUAUCCCCGGAGAGAAUACUACUUUGCAAUAACAAUGGAAAGGAGUUUCCAAGGUCCUGUGUUGAUUGGAAGCUCUCAAGGUGGUGUCAACAUUGAGGAUGUUGCAGCAGAGAAUCCUGAAGCAAUAUUUAAAGAACCUAUUGAUAUCAUUGAAGGCAUUAAAAAGGAACAAGCCACCAGGCUUGCACGGAAUAUGGGAUUUCCUUCAAGUCUUGUGGAUUCAGCAGCAGAGAACAUGAUCAAGUUGUAUGAACUCUUUUUGAAAUAUGAUGCAACCAUGGUAGAAAUAAAUCCAAUGGUAGAAGAUGCUGAUGGAGGUGUGCUGUGUAUGGAUGCGAAGAUCAAUUUUGAUUCUAACUCAUGUUAUCGUCAAAAGAAAAUCUUUGACCUGCAAGACUGGACUCAGGAAGAUGAAAGAGACAAAGAAGCAGCUAAGGCAGAUCUUAACUAUAUAGGCUUAGAUGGAAACAUUGGGUGUUUAGUAAAUGGUGCUGGUUUGGCUAUGGCCACAAUGGAUAUAAUAAAACUUCAUGGUGGCACUCCAGCCAAUUUUCUUGAUGUUGGAGGUGGUGCUACAGUUGAUCAAGUGACACAAGCAUUUAAACUUAUAACUUCAGAUAAAAAGGUACUGGCUAUUCUAGUUAAUAUUUUUGGAGGAAUCAUGCGGUGUGAUGUUAUUGCACAGGGUAUAGUCAUGGCAGUAAAGGAUUUGGAAAUUAAAAUACCUAUCGUGGUACGGUUACAAGGUACACGAGUUGAUGAUGCUAAAGCAUUGAUAACAGAUAGUGGACUUAAAAUUCUUGCUUGUGAUGACUUGGAUGAAGCUGCUAAAAUGGUGGUAAAGCUCUCUGAAAUAGUCACCUUAGCCAAACAAGCUCAGGUGGAUGUGAAGUUUCAGUUGCCAAUCUGAUCUGGGACUGUUAUGACUUACUGAAAGUGUUCAGUGUUCUAUAUUCUUUGAAAUACUGUGUUCUAUCGUUUUUUUUUCCUUUUGUGUAGUUGGAGGCUUAAAUUGCCUUCUGGGCACACAGACUUUAAAAUAUCUUAUCUACGUUAAUUUUACCAUCCAGAGUGGUCAGUUCAUGUGAAGAAAGUGUAAUGCAGCACUCUGGUUUCUUUUGUUGCAGCCUCCUUCAGCUUCUGCUACAAAAUGCCACUUGCAAUAUGCCUGUUUGUUAUCAUCAGAUAUGAAACUUUUCGGCUGAUAAUAGAUUCCUAUGAAUGCAGUCUGAAGAUAAACUUUUAUUUCUUCUAGUCUUAGGUCUAAAAAGUAGUCUUUAAUGGAAAAAUGUAUUGAAAUAAUGUUUUAUAUUAGAGGCAUUUAUCUUCAAUAUCUGUCAAAAGACCUACCAAUCAUUAUUUAUAAGCAGUGCUUUCAAACACUCCCCAGAGUACUCCCUUACGUAUUUCAGUGAAAUGACUGAUUAUUUGGAAAUUAUAUUUUAAUCACUACAAGAUACUGUAGCACUGAAAAUCUCAUGAUUUUGUGGUGCUAUUAAUAAACGCUAUGUAGUUUUGUAUAUGAACAAAUAAAGCAUACUUAUUGAGGACUUAGCAAACAAAAGAAUGCCAAUUUAAGUUAAUAAAAGUCUCCCAAAGUG
Messenger RNA from Phascolarctos cinereus (koala), 2354 nucleotides. RefSeq names its product succinate-CoA ligase ADP-forming subunit beta (gene SUCLA2). NCBI's taxonomy places the organism in Eukaryota, Metazoa, Chordata, Mammalia, Diprotodontia, Phascolarctidae. Gene Ontology annotation, biological process: tricarboxylic acid cycle; succinyl-CoA metabolic process. Gene Ontology annotation, molecular function: ATP binding; succinate-CoA ligase (ADP-forming) activity; metal ion binding. The record is from RefSeq and is a predicted model, not a curated record. Gene Ontology annotation, cellular component: mitochondrion; succinate-CoA ligase complex.